UACACUCAUUCGUGUAUAAAAGUAGGAAAAUCAAAGUCCAUUACUUCUGCCCUGCUCUUGGAUUCUCAGAUAAGCUUUUUCUGCUGCAUAGUUGUUGCUCAAAAUGGUUGAUGCAAAGUGUACAAUAGCUAAAGAUGUUACUGAACUAAUUGGUAAAACACCACUUGUAUAUCUCAACCGUGUUGUCGAUGGGUGUGUGGCCCGGGUUGCUGCCAAGUUGGAGGGGAUGGAGCCUUGCUCCAGUGUCAAAGAUAGGAUUGGAUAUAGCAUGAUUUCAGAUGCAGAGAAAAAUGGUCUUAUCACUCCGGGGGAGAGUGUCUUGAUCGAACCUACCAGUGGUAAUACUGGUAUAGGCUUAGCCUUCAUUGCUGCUGCCAAGGGUUACAGGCUUAUAAUAACCAUGCCUGCAUCAAUGAGUCUUGAAAGAAGAACCAUUCUUCGAGCUUUUGGUGCUGAACUGGUUCUCACAGAUCCAGCUCGAGGGAUGAAAGGAGCAGUUCAGAAGGCCGAAGAGAUAAGAGACAAAACACCUAAUUCUUACAUCCUUCAGCAAUUUGAAAACCCUGCUAACCCGAAGAUCCACUAUGAGACCACCGGUCCGGAGAUCUGGAGUGGCUCAGGUGGGAAGGUUGACGCAUUUGUCUCUGGUAUAGGGACUGGAGGUACCAUGACAGGUACAGGGAAGUACCUCAAAGAACAAAAUCCCGACAUUAAGUUAUAUGGUGUAGAACCUGUUGAAAGUGCAAUUCUAUCCGGAGGAAAGCCUGGGCCACAUAAAAUCCAAGGAAUAGGAGCUGGCUUCAUCCCUGGAGUUUUGGAUGUCAAUUUGAUCGAUGAAGUUGUUCAAGUAUCAAGUGAAGAAGCUAUUGAAACUGCAAAGCUGCUUGCAUUGAAAGAAGGUCUUCUGGUUGGUAUAUCAUCUGGUGCCGCUGCCGCUGCAGCAAUUAAGGUUGCAAAGAGACCAGAAAAUGCUGGAAAGCUUAUUGUUGUGGUGUUCCCGAGCUUCGGAGAACGAUACCUCUCGACCGUGCUGUUCGAGUCUGUGAAACGAGAGACCGAGAAUAUGGUUUUCGAGCCAUGAGAGGUUUCGAUAAUAUUUCUCGACUUCAAAUGGAGCGAGCCAGUUGACAUUCCCUGCAGAUAUCCCAUUAGCAAGGCCAAAAAAGUGAAGUUCAGACUGCUAUGUUUAGCUUUGGAUGCUUUAAUUUGAGAACUUGUUUUCUGAUUGACUUCUUUCUGUAUGGUUUGCUCAGUUUUAGUGUAAGAACACAGAUGCAACUGAGAAUAAGGACCGUUGAAUAAUGCUUUGAAUGAGUAAUUUGUUUAUGAAUAA
Molecule: messenger RNA, 1333 nt
Organism: Cucurbita pepo subsp. pepo (vegetable marrow)
Lineage: Eukaryota; Viridiplantae; Streptophyta; Magnoliopsida; Cucurbitales; Cucurbitaceae
Product: cysteine synthase
Molecular function (GO): cysteine synthase activity
Source: RefSeq, a predicted model, not a curated record